AUGAGGCCCUCGCGACCUCUGCUCCUGCUGGUCCUCCUGCAUUUCGCGCUCCUGUCCACCACCAAUGCAGCCGCCGCCGAUGGCAAUGGGAACGGGAACGGGAACGGGAACGGGACAGGCGACCUGCGCGGUGACGCGAUGGCGCUGCUCGCGCUCAAGGCCGCGCUGGGCUGCCGCCCGGGCGCGCUGUGGUCGUGGUCGGCGGCCAAUGCCGGGUCCGUGUGCGCCUGGACGGGCGUCCGGUGCGGCGCGGCCGGGCGCGUGGUCGCCGUCGACAUCGCCAACAUGAACGUGUCCGCCAGCGGCGCGGCGCCCGUCUCGGUCCGCGUGACGGGGCUCGGCGCGCUCGAGAGCCUCUCGCUGGCCGGGAACGGCAUCGUGGGCGCCGUCGCCAUCGCGUCGCCGCUCCCGGCGCUGCGCCACGUCAACGUGUCCGGGAACCAGCUGAGCGGCGGGCUCGACCUCGACGGCGGCUGGGACUUGGCGUCGCUUCCCGCGCUCGAGGUGCUGGACGCCUACGACAACAACUUCUCGUCCCCGCUCCCGCUCGGCGUCGCGGGACUGCCGAGGCUCCGGUACCUGGACCUCGGCGGCAACUACUUCACGGGCGAGAUCCCGGCGGCGUACGGCGCGAUGCCCGCGGUGGAGUACCUGUCCCUCAACGGCAACAACCUGCAGGGCCGCAUCCCGCCGGAGCUCGGCAACCUCACCACGCUCCGGGAGCUCUACCUGGGGUACUACAACGUGUUCGACGGCGGCAUCCCGCCGGCGCUCAGCGCGCUGCGCAGCCUCACCGUGCUGGACGUCUCCAACUGCGGCCUCACGGGGCGGGUACCCGCGGAGCUCGGCGCGCUCGCGUCGCUCGACGCGCUGUUCCUCCACACGAACCAGCUGUCCGGGCCCAUCCCGCCGGAGCUCGGCAACCUCACGUCGCUCACCGCGCUGGACCUCUCCAACAACGCGCUCACGGGCGAGGUCCCUCGCUCGCUGGCGUCGCUCACCUCGCUCAGGCUGUUCAACCUCUUCCUGAACCGGCUCCACGGCCCGGUGCCCGACUUCAUCGCCGCGCUGCCGCGCCUGGAGACGGUGCAGCUGUUCAUGAACAACCUCACGGGCCGCGUCCCCGCGGGGCUCGGCGCCAGCGCGCCGCUCCGGAUCGUCGACCUGUCGUCAAACCGCCUCACCGGCGUCAUCCCGGAGACGCUGUGCGCGUCGGGGCAGCUCCACACGGCCAUCCUCAUGAACAAUUUCCUCUUCGGGCCCAUCCCGGGGUCGCUCGGCUCGUGCACGAGCCUCACCCGUGUCCGGCUCGGCCAGAACUACCUCAACGGCAGCAUCCCCGCUGGGCUGCUGUACCUGCCUCGUCUCAGCCUGCUGGAGCUCCACAACAACCUGCUCUCCGGCGCCGUGCCGUCGAACCCGAGCGCGUCCGCCAGUUCUUCGUCGCAGCUGGCGCAGCUCAACGUGUCCAACAACCUGCUGUCGGGCCCGCUGCCGAGCACGCUGGCCAACCUCACCGCGCUGCAGACGCUGCUCGCGAGCAACAACCGGAUCGGCGGCGCCGUGCCGCCGGAGCUCGGGGAGCUCCGGCGGCUCGUGAAGCUCGACCUCAGCGGCAACCAGCUGUCGGGGGCGGUCCCGGGGGCAGCGCUCGGGCAGUGCGGCGAGCUCACGUACCUCGAUCUCAGCAGGAACAACCUGUCCGGCGCGAUCCCCGAGGCAAUCGCGGGCAUCCGGGUGCUGAACUACCUCAACCUGUCGCGGAACGCGCUGGAGGACGCGAUCCCGGCGGCGAUCGGCGCCAUGAGCAGCCUCACGGCGGCGGACUUCUCGUACAACGACCUGUCCGGGCAGCUCCCGGACACGGGGCAGCUGGCGUACCUGAACGCGACGGCGUUCGCGGGCAACCCGAGGCUGUGCGGGCCGGUGGUGAGCCGGCCGUGCAAUAACUACACGGAAGGCGUGACGACGACGACGGCGCGGCGCGGCGGGGAGCUGAAACUGGUGCUGGCGCUGGGCCUGCUGGCCUGCUCCGUGGUGUUCGCCGCGGCGGCCGUGCUCCGCGCGCGGUCGUUCCGCGUGGACGGCGGCGGCGGCGGGGAAGGCCGGUGGUGGUUCACGGCGUUCCACAAGGUGGACUUCGGCGUGGCGGAGGUGAUCGAGUGCAUGAAGGACGGCAACGUGGUGGGCCGCGGCGGCGCCGGCGUCGUGUACGCGGGGCGGACCCGGUCGGGCGGCGCGAUCGCGGUGAAGCGCCUGCAGGCACAAGGGGAGUAUGCGUACACGCUGCGGGUGGACGAGAAGAGCGACGUGUACAGCUACGGGGUGGUGCUGCUGGAGCUCAUCACGGGGCGCCGCCCCGUGGGGCCGGACUUCGGGGAAGGCGUGGACAUCGUGCAGUGGGCCAAGCGUGUCACGGCAGGCGGCCGCCGGGAGGCCGUGGCCGGGAUCACGGACCGCCGCCUUGCCGGCGCGCCCGCCGACGAGGUGGCGCACCUCUUCUUCGUCGCCAUGCUCUGCGUGCAGGACAACAGCGUAGAGCGCCCCACCAUGCGGGAGGUGGUGCAGACGCUCGCCGACGAGUUCCCGCGCCACGCGGCGUCGUCGUCCGCGCAGACGUCGCCGUCCACCUCCUCGUCGGCUGCGGCGGCGCCGACACCGGGCGGGGAGGAGAGCUGCAGCCCCGACGACGGCGGGAAGGAGCCGCCGCCGGCCAACUGCUACAAGCUGUUCCCGGACCUGUUGGCCUGA
This is a messenger RNA of Miscanthus lutarioriparius, 2751 nucleotides long. The record is from the annotation of a GenBank genome assembly. NCBI's taxonomy places the organism in Eukaryota, Viridiplantae, Streptophyta, Magnoliopsida, Poales, Poaceae.